Messenger RNA from Liolophura sinensis, 1366 nucleotides. RefSeq lists its product as uncharacterized. The transcript has 3 exons. The coding region runs from base 6 to 458 and encodes 150 amino acids. Lineage: Eukaryota; Metazoa; Mollusca; Polyplacophora; Chitonida; Chitonidae. The record is from RefSeq and is a predicted model, not a curated record.
AACACAUGGCAGGGAGAGGAGGUCGAGGCAAAAUAUCAUAUGUUCAGCAGAAUGAGCCCGAUUUUAUCCGAAAAUUCAAACAGAGGGUGGGUUACAAAGAAGGUCCAUCAGUGGACACCAAGCGUCAAGAGCAAGAUCUAAGUGAUGAUGAUAUUGUUGAUGGAGAAGAUGAGAAACCUGUUGUUGUUGUACUCCGGGAUGGUGAUCUGACAGCUGAGGAAGCUGCUCAGCUUCAGAAUGGGGAAAGCAUAAAAGCUGAAGAUGAUCCUCCAGCGGAUGGUAAAAUUUUGUUCAAGAAACCAGCGAAAAGAAGGGCUGAGAAUAAUAAACAAACUGAAGAUAACAAAGCCUCAGAUGACACACGUAAAAAUGCAAAAAAGAAAAAAUCUCGAAAAAAGAAGACGUCCAAUUUGCUAUCAUUUGAUGAAGAGAAUGAUGAUGAUGGACAAGAGAGUUAAAAUAUUUGAUCAGCAUCUUACUAUCUUCAGAAGCUUAUGUGUCAGAAACAUUUCUCAGACACUCACACAUUAACGUUUCACUCACUUAACAUUAUUCUGAAGAAACUCAUUUUAAUUUGUCAUGCAUCUGCAUCAUGAUAUUAAGGUAAUAAAUUUUGUCGGAAGUACAUAAGUGACCAUGUUAUAUUUUAGCUUAUGUAUCUGUACUCUGCCCAGUCUGACUGAUCACUGACGCUGUGUUGUUGGGUAGACACUCUAGCCUUUGACAUGUAUCGCUUUGGUCCAGGUUAGAUCACAGCUUCAUAGGCAAUAGCUUUGUGGGUUCUGUCUAGCCAUCCCACCCAUGGCAGACUUAUCAGUAAGUGCUCAGUGGAGUAAAAACUUUACAGGAUGUGCUCAUAAAUUGGACACACCCAGAGUUGUUGUGGAGUUGUGACUUCAGAGAGCUAAAUGGACUGGUCUUGGCACCUUGCGAAUAGGUCCUGGAAAUAUGGUACUAGAAAUGUAUUUAUACUAAGCAACUGUGGGAGAUAAUUUGUCUGCAAGUCUGGAUCAGCACUGUCUGCUUUACCAAAUACAAUGUUACCAUGACCCAGAGGUAAGCUGUUUGUGUGAUUGUAUGCUCUGAUCAAUGUGUGUUGACAUAUGGAGAUGGGGAAACAUAUAAAGAGGGUGUAAGAGACAUACUGAUGUAUUUCUGAUAUUAUUUAUUAGCUAAUCUAUACAUUAUACUGUUAGAUGUUCUGCAUCGUUGACUCUGAUAUCAUGUAACACUGUGCAAUAUACAUGGUGUCCCAGAAGUCUGGCACCAUCCUGGUUUUAGUUUUUUCUGUAUUUCAGAUUUUAUACCGAUUUUAAUUUUUUUUUUUUCUUUCUUUCAGAGUUAAUUAUGACUAAUAAACUAACAG